GUGACGGCUGAAGGAGCAGCUGGGCAGCAUCAAGGAGGUGGAAACCAAGCGUCUGCCUGGCCCAGGCGGCUGGCUUGUUGGGAGGAGCAAGGCACGCAGGACCAGAAGCCAUCGGAAGAGUUUCUGAAUUACCUCUUGGCUGGGGGCCACAGGCCAGAACGGCCCCAGCUGCCCCGGCUGGCCGAGGCCCUGCAGAGCCUUCCUCCUGGCUCCAGGCCUUCUCGCCCCGCCCUCUCCUCCUCUGCUGCCUCCUCUGCUCUCCUCCCUUCUCAUCUCACACCCACAGCAACCUCCAAUGGACGCUCCAGCCCGGGGAGCACAGACUUGCUGCCACUCACACGCGAAAUACACGUUCCACCUGGCAAAGUCAAAGUCAAGAGGAGGCCUCAGCAGACUUCAUCUUCAUCAGGAGAGUUGGGGAAGGUGCAGGCUGGGCUACGUCGUGGAGAAAACACCCUCCAAGCCCAGUCCCACUUUCCCAGACAGAGGUCCCCGUCCCGUGUGGCCGGGUGGCAGGGAGCGUGUCAAGAGGGCGGCUCUUUCCAGAAGAAACUUGCAUCGGCAGCAGCUUCCAGUUUUGUGGAAUGGAGCAAUUUGGUCCUCAGCCUCAUGGCGCACCCCAGAUGUCUGCUUUCACAGCUCUGGUGGAUGCCUGGCUUCCAGGCCAACCCUCUGUGCGCCCAAACACCCGAAGGCGUUCACCCCAGACAUGUUUACACCCCGACACUGCCAGGCUGCUGGGUGGAGCUGGAGAAACCCGUAGCCGGGCGGGACCCAUGUGCUCCGAUCCCAUCCUCUGAUUGUCCCCAUCACACUCGUCUUGGGACCCCGCUCUGGUCCGGCUACAGCGCUAGUGCCUGGUUGUAUGGCUCCGAGGCAGAAACAGCAAGGCGGAAGGGUGUGGCCGCCGCCACUGUCUCCUGGAGGUCGGGAAGCGGAGAGGAGGGAGGAUCACAGGAAGUGAGACGCAUCCUACCAGGUCACCUGCCAGUGACCAGAGCCAGCGCACUCGGCCUCUCCCUUGGGCCCCUCUGCUGGUUCUGCCUCUCCUUCAAGACCUCUUGUCCCUGGAGUCCCCCAGCCUCAGGUCAUCGGCCCCUUUUCUUCUCUGUCCACACGCAGACCCUUGGGGGCCUCACGUGGUCUCCUGCUCCUCCGCACACCACGUGCCCAUAUUCCCUGGCACACAUCCCAGUCCAGCCCCUCCACCAAAGCCCUUGGGCGGAGUUCCAGGGCCCACGCGCCCUCUCUAAUAGACGUCCCAGAUGAGUUCCUGGGUUUCUCUCUCUGCUCUCCAGCACCCCUGUCUGCGGCACCAGAACCUGCCCAUCUCAGUUGGUGGGGACUUUAUCCUCCCAGGGCUCAGGUUUGGCUUUGGGGGCAUCUGGGCUGUUGUUUUUCUCCUGCAUCCACCAUCCAAGACCUGUGAAGAAACCUGGUUGCCUCCCUCUUUACUGUCUGUCUGGGCAGAGCUCAUAUUCCUCCCGCCUCUAUCCUUCCAUUUCUACCUCCUGCCUGGAUGGUUGCAAUCACCUCCCAAAGGAUUUUCCCUGUGUCACCUUGAAUCCCUAAGGGCUGAGUAUUUGUUGAAGACACCUGCAGGCCCCUCUCACUCAUACCCAUUUAACAAUGGCCCUCAAGGCCCCACCCUAUCUGGCUGGCCCGCUCUGACUCACCUCCUCCAUGCCUGGCUGCCUUACUGUCCUUGGAUGUUCCCGCCUCAGCCUCUCCUCAGCUGUUUCCUCUUCCAGGUAGCCCUGUGAUUCCCAAAUAUCUCCCCAAGUUUGCUCAAAUAUUGCUUCUCCCGUUUCAUUGUAUCCUUCCCCACCCUCACCCAUGGUUCUUGAACCCCCUUUUUCUGUACAACAUAUCUAGCACAGUGUAUGAUUUGCUUGUUUAUUGUAUGCAGUCUUUGUUGUCAGUUUUCUCUUGUUGG
Messenger RNA from Fukomys damarensis (Damara mole-rat), 1936 nucleotides. RefSeq lists its product as uncharacterized. The transcript is spliced from 4 exons. The record is from RefSeq and is a predicted model, not a curated record. Lineage: Eukaryota; Metazoa; Chordata; Mammalia; Rodentia; Bathyergidae. The coding region runs from base 610 to 1269 and encodes 219 amino acids.